This is a messenger RNA of Carlito syrichta (Philippine tarsier), 1767 nucleotides long. RefSeq names its product procollagen C-endopeptidase enhancer (gene PCOLCE). Gene Ontology annotation, molecular function: protein binding. The transcript is spliced from 9 exons. Lineage: Eukaryota; Metazoa; Chordata; Mammalia; Primates; Tarsiidae. The record is from RefSeq and is a predicted model, not a curated record. Bases 145 to 1548 code for a protein of 467 amino acids.
GCCCGCCCCACCGGCCAGUCCCCACGCCCACACUCCCCAGGCUGCCUCAUCUGGCAUUGAUUAUCCUGCUGCUGCUGCUGCUGCGGCUGCUCAGCUCAGCUGCCGUCUCUGUCUCGGAGGACCCCGGCGCCUUUCCCCCCGGCCAUGCUGCCUGCUGCCACAGCCUCCCUCCUGGGGCCCCUCCUCACUGCCUGGGCCCUGCUACCUCUCGCCCAGGGCCAGAACCCCAACUACACCAGACCUGUGUUCCUGUGCGGAGGGGAUGUGACGGGAGAGUCAGGUUACGUGGCAAGCGAGGGCUUCCCCAACCUCUACCCCCCCAAUAAGGAGUGCAUCUGGACAGUAACGGUCCCCGAGGGCCAGACCGUGUCCCUCUCCUUCCGAGUCUUCGAUCUGGAGCUGCCCCCUGCCUGCCGUUACGAUGCUCUGGAGGUCUUUGCCGGGUCUGGAACCUCCGGCCAGCGGCUCGGACGCUUCUGCGGGACCUUCCGGCCCGCGCCCCUCGUGGCGCCCGGCAACCAAGUGACCCUGAGGAUGACGGCGGACGAGGGCACGGGAGGACGGGGCUUCCUGCUCUGGUACAGCGGGCGGGCGGCCUCGGGCACCGAGCACCAGUUUUGCGGGGGGCGGCUGGAGAAAGCCCAGGGAACCCUGACCACGCCCAACUGGCCCGAGUCCGAUUACCCCCCGGGCAUCAGCUGUUCAUGGCACAUCAUCGCGCCCCCAGACCAGGUCAUCGCACUGACCUUCGGGAAGUUUGACCUGGAGUCUGACAGCUACUGCCGUUACGACUCGGUCAGUGUGUUCAACGGGGCCGUGAGUGAUGACGCCAAGAGGCUGGGGAAGUUCUGCGGCGACAAAGUGCCAGGCCCCAUCUCCUCCGAGGGGAACGAGCUCCUGGUCCAGUUCGUCUCAGAUCUCAGCGUCACGGCCGACGGCUUCUCAGCUUCCUACAAGACCCUGCCACGGGGCGCUGCCAAAGAAGGGCCAGCCCAGAGCCCAGGAGAGGACACCCGGCCGGGUCCCCCACUCCUAGGUCCCGGCCCUAAACCAGGGCCUGAGCCCAAAGUCAAGCCACCCACCAAGCCCCAGCUCCCGUCUGUGAAGUCAGAGGCGACACCGGCGGGCCCCCAUGGGCCCAGUGUCACCUGCCCAAAGCAGUGCAGGCGGACAGGCACCUUGCAGAGCAACUUCUGUGCCAGCAACCUGGUGGUGACUGCAACGGUGAAGUCCAUAGUUAAAGGCCCAGGGGAGGGCCUCACCGUCACUGGCAGUCUCAUCAGUUCUUACAAAACUGGAGGGCUGGACCUGUCUUCUGCCUCACUGAAGUUUUAUGUGCCUUGCAAGCAGUGCCACUCCAUGAAGAAAGGAGCCAGUUAUCUGAUGAUGGGCCAGGUUGACCCGAACGGAAGCCCCAUUCUUCCUCCAGAGAGCUUCGUGGUUCUCUACCGGCCCAACCAGGAUCAGAUCCUCACCAACCUAAGCAAGAGGCGGUGCCCCGCCCAGCCUGUGCGGCCUGCUAAGACCCCAGCCAGCUCCAGCCCCUAGACCUCAGGCCCCUUCUCAUCCAAAGAAAUGAUCUCUUCACUGAGGGAAAGAGAUCUCCAUUCCCAUGGUUUAGGGACCCAGCCUGCGGGUUUCUUUUCGUUCAUGUAUUCACUCAGCAGACAUUUGCUGCACAAGAUAAGCCUUUAAGAAUGGAGUCGCCUCAUAUCACUCCUUUACUCAAAACCCUCCCGGAGUUUCCCAUGGGUCUCUGAAUAAAGU